Molecule: messenger RNA, 751 nt
Organism: Gossypium raimondii (Peruvian cotton)
Lineage: Eukaryota; Viridiplantae; Streptophyta; Magnoliopsida; Malvales; Malvaceae
Product: histidine-containing phosphotransfer protein 1
Exons: 6
Coding region: 25-492 (155 amino acids)
Biological process (GO): cytokinin-activated signaling pathway; phosphorylation; phosphorelay signal transduction system
Cellular component (GO): nucleus; cytoplasm
Molecular function (GO): protein histidine kinase binding; histidine phosphotransfer kinase activity
Source: RefSeq, a predicted model, not a curated record
CUCUUUGCAAAAACAAGAAAAAAAAUGGCUGGGAGUAGUACUGAUCCUACCCAACAACUCAAUGACUACAUUAGGACCAUGCAUGAUCAGGGCAUAUUGGAUGAUAAUUUUGAUCAACUGCUAGCGCUGCGACGUGAACAAAAUCCUCGGUUUAUUACUGAAUUGAUCUCUAUGUUCACCAACGAUGCUGAAGCUUACAUUGCCGAAAUCACUAACGCUCUGAGCUUAACUGAGGUGGACUUUUCAACCAUCAUAAGCAAACUCCAUCAGCUCAAAGGCAGCACCUCUGGCAUUGGCGGUCACCGGAUGUAUCAGGCUUGUUGCGAGCUACGUGUCGCCGCCGACGACGGAGACAAAGACAGGUGCGAUGAAUUAUUUCUGCGAGUGAAGGAGGAGUUCAAUACUUUGAAGCAAUGCUUCGAUUCCAUAUCCGAGAUGCGGAGAAACAUCAUCAGCAAUGGCACCAGACGUCGUCGUCGUCGACCUCUGUAAACUCCUUUUGUUUAGACAUGGAAAAUGAAUCUUGUCUGUUUUACUUUCGAGACUGCUUUAAAUGCUUUUGGUGUGUGAGACUUUGCUUUUCUAUUUCUUGCUUUAUGUGUUGUUUGCCAUUUGAGCUUUCUCUUUAAACUAUAAAGAGACCUCCAUAAUAAGCUUUGGUUAUUUUGUGUUUUUUUUUUCACCAUUUUCGUUUUUAUUGUUGGUAAAAGUAUUAUAGAGGUCCUUAUAUUAAGAGUUGGAUUGUAUUUUA